CCGUGAACCGGCGGCGCACGAGUAGUUCACUUCUGUUCGGUGCGGUGUCGCGGUGAUUUUUGAAGGGGACAGAGGAGAAAGAAAAGGGAUAAAGAGGAAAAAUAUCGCGCGCACACGUAUACGCACACACGCGCGCGCAGAGAAAGAGAGAGAGAGAGAGAGACAUAGAGAGGGACCGAGAGAAAAACAGGGGAACGAGAAAAGAAAAGAGAGAUUCGCGGUCUCGGGUACUCUCGCGACUAAUCUCGAUCGUGCGAGGGUGCGAGGAAAAAGUAGAAAUUUUUCUCUGCGGUGUGCGCUCCUCGUAGAAAGGGAAGAGGCGAGGAAAAGAAAGAAAGAGGGGAAAAAAAGAAUCGUUUCGCGAACGAACGGGACGAUCCGCGCGUAUCGUAUAUCGUUCGAGAAACAAGUGACCGAAGGUUCGUCGAGGUUCGAGAGAAAGAACAGUUCCACCAGAGGGGAGAAGAGGCCACACGUUCUUCGCGUGCAUCGUUGUACGAAUUUAUCGAUAUCGGAUCGAGCCGGCCAUCCGGAAGAACACGUCGCCGGACAGGAUCGUCGGGGUCGUCUGUCGUUGACGACCGUCCUGGAUAGGAAACGGAAGAAGAGUGCCGACAUGUCGGCCUUGAACGCCGGGCCCUGUCGACCCGGGAUUAUACUCUGUCUGGCGGCCGUUCUACUGGCACCGCACUCCGAUUCUGCGCCCGUUUACGACCAGGAUACCACACAAGUAGCGGAAUACGAUGGAGCCACUGCCGGAUGCUACUACAACUACCAGCAUUACAAGGAGGGGGACAGGAUCAUCACGAACGAGCCGUGUUUAAACUGCACGUGCCACAAUCGAAUGCUGAUGUGCUACCUCAGGGUUUGCCCGUUCACGAAAGCGAUCGGCCAGGAUUGCACGGUUGAGAAACGGCCGGACCAAUGCUGCCCCGUCAUCACCUGUCCAGAGGUGCCCGUUCAGCUGUUGACCUCCACCACUAGCGCGCCGUCCACUUCCGGCUCGACGGCGGUCGGAUUCCACGACAACUACGGGUGCAACGUGGACGACCGGUUCUACGCGGACGGCGCCCAACUUCCCAUCGAUCCUCAGAAUCCUUGCGAGCUGUGCUACUGCAUCAGGAACAGGACGACCUGCGUCAUGCAGGAGUGCACUUUGCGCGUGGCCGGGUGCAGGCCGGUCUAUCAACCCGGAGUAUGCUGUCCUGUCAAAUACAAUUGCGAAUACGACGAGGAACAAGCGACGACGGUUGAACCAACGCCCGGCCUCAUCAUGACCACAACGAUGGCCCCCGGGGCGACCACGUCCCAAUGCUACCACGAGGGGAAGGUUUACGAGGGCGGCGAAUUGAUAUACUCGACCCAGCCUUGCCAGCACUGCUACUGUUUCCACGGCGACAUCGCGUGCGCUGUCCAAGAUUGCGGAACACCGAUGAAGACCCACGGGAAGAACUGCACCGCCCUGCCACCGCCCGAAGGGGAAUGUUGCCCGACCACGUACGAGUGCGAAGAUGACGGAGAGGUGGUGACGUUACCGAGAGGCGAGGAACACGGAUACUCCACGACCGAGGGACACGUUCAGGAGACAACCGAGAAACAACUGGUCGAAACGACGGAGGAGUCGUUCCCCGGCUCUGACAACGUAAUUCCUCAGGAUCACGAGGCAGCGAGCACCGAGUUGCCGGUCGAGACCGCGUCGGAGGAGCCGAAGAAGGAGGAGGAGUCGACUCGAAAAGAAAUUGGUGUCACUGAGGAAUACUCGACCGAAGGUACGGUGACACCUCCCGAGCAAGCAACGGAGGAGAAAGAGGGGAAGGGCGAGGAAAUGGCUACUACACCAGCGGAAGAAACUACUCGAAAAGAAGGGGAAAAGCAACAGGUGGUUACGGAGCAAGCAGUAGUACCGGAAGAAGCGCACACCGUAAGAGGAGAAGUGGAGAAGGGAGAACAGCCUGAAUUACCAAGCGGCGAGAAGGAGGAAGAAGCGAAGCCAACGGAGGAAGAAAGCGUUUCUGGGAAAGGAGAGGAAGAGGAGGAAAGGCCAAGCGUCACCUCCGAGUCCUCUUUGGCCGAGGAGGAGCAGCCUGAAAAAUCCACGCGGUUACCUGAACUUCCAAGCGAGGAGAAGGGAACAUCCUCGAUCCCUGAAGCGACAACGGAGAAGGGUUUGAGCGAGGAACAAGUGACGGAGGCACAAGUGAAGGAAACGGAAGGGCCUGUGAUCGCAUCGGAACAGGAACAAAAAGGGACAACACCUGGCGAAGAGAAAGGUGCAGAGGAAGAAGCGGCCACGCCUGAAACGGAAGUGGUCACCGAAAAAUCUGCCCCAGAAGUUCCAAGUACCGAACAAGUUCCUGUGCGAGAAGAGGAAGAGAGGAAAGAGAAGCCAAUGCUGGAAGUCAGCACGGAGCAGCAGCCCACAGAGGCAAGUGUCGUUCCAACGGAACAUGGCGUAGAACAAGAAGCGACCACGGAAGCUGCGGCAGAAACGGAGCAGCCAAUGGUACACGAACACAAGACAGGCGUGGCUCCCAAGAAGGAAGACGCGAUCCCUCCUGAAAUUCCUCCGGAAUCCAUUCCUCCAGAGGUCAGCGAGAAACCGUCCACGGACGAGAAGGCUGAAGAGGAAGAGGAGGAGGAGGAGGAGGAAACACCGGUGAUCCCUGAACAGGGUCCGACAGGGAUUUCGAUCACGGAACGUGUACCUGAAAGCAAAGCAGAGGACAAGGAGGCGGUGACCGAAAUGCAGGUGACCGAGGGCUACGUCGACAUGAAGCCGCCAGAAUUUCACGUACCGAGCAACCUCGUGACCGAGGCUCCUCUGGCCAAGGAACCUUCGUCCACGUAUUUGCCGGCAGAGCACGAAACGUCCGCUCCUAGGCAAGAGCAAACCGUGCCUAUCGAACAAGAAGGAACCACAAUGGGAGCACCGUUGCCCGGAGAAGAAGGAUCCACGACGGAGCCGCAGCAAAAGGAAGAGGUUUCCACCGAAAGUGAUCGUAUUCCAGAAGAAGAGAAAGAAGCGACGGAAGCAGCUUCCAAAGGCACCGAACAACCGAGCGUCGAGGCAUCGACGACGCAGCAACCUUCGCAGGAACAGACGGAACAACCUGGCUUACACGAGGAACAGAGCACGGAAACCUCGUCUUCCGAGGUUUCGCCCACGAAGGAAACUUCGAAGGAAGAACUGCCGAUGAAGGGAUUGACUAUCGAGGAAUCCGAAGAGGUAACUUCAUCCGAGGAAGUUAACGAUUCCAGCGAGGAAGUUACCAAAGAGAAACCGAUUGAGACGAAGAAAGAACCGGAGGAACAUUCAGAGACGCCAACUCAGCCUCCUUUGGAGGAGCAUCCGACUGAACGAGCAGAAGAGGAGACAGUUGGAACUGAGAGAGUAAGUACAGAAAGUGCCCCGAUAGCUCCUUCGACAGAAGCUCCAAGCGGGGAAGAACGAUCCACGGAAGUGAUCCCAGAAGAGAAAGUCGUUACCGAGCAAGAAGAGCGAGUCACUGUCGCGCCAGAAGAAGGUGCGCCAAGCGAGAGGCCUGAAGUCGGUUCGGAAGCUGCCGAAGAACAGGUGACUGAGAAACCAGUUGCUGGCAAAGAGGAAGCUGAAGUUACGGCUAAACCGGCAGAAGGUGAAGAGAUAAACACGGUGCCCGUGGUUAAUGAAGAAGGUGAAGCAAGCGAGAAACCUCUCGAAGAAGUUCCGAAAGAAGGUACACCUUUGGAAACGGAAAGCACGCCAGCAACUCAGGAAGCAACCGAAGAAGCAACGGAAGGAAGUUUAACGAUCGAAGUUCACCCGACAGUGGCGUCCAUGGAAGGAAAGACGGAGACGCCAGAGUCUUCGGAGCAGCCUGUUGUCGUCGAACAAACCGAAGCGCCUAUAACCAAAGAAACGACUGAACGGGUAGAAGAAGAACGGAAGACGGAGGAACCUGCGAGGGAAGAGCAAACCGAAGGACCUGCAGCUGCGUCUCCAUCGACGGAAGAGACGGUGACGGAAGCAGGAUUAGAGAAGGAAGGAACUCAAGCUCCUGUCGAGGAGCACACUAAAUCUCCUAUCAGCGAGCGUAAAGAGGAUGAAGAAAGCGUGAAAGGUGCUGAAGAGCCAUCCGAGAAGGAAGAAGGCGUUCAGAAGCCACCUCUUGAAGAAGAGAAGACAACUGAAAAGCCUGCAGGGGAGGAAGAAAUGACUGCAGUGCCAGAGGAAGCUGAAGUAACUGGAAAGCCUAUCGAAGAAGAGAAAUUACCCGAAGAGCAACCUACUGAAGAGCAGCGACCCAGUGAAGAACCGAUUAAGGAGGAAGAAGAGAAGUCUGUUGAGGGAAAACCGACUGAAGAACCAGUAGAAGGUGAAAAAGUAACCGAAGAACCAUCUAUCGAAGAGGAGAAACACGCGGAAGAAGAAAAGCCGACCGAAAGUCCGAUCGAAGAAGGAAAAACGACAGAAGAGAAGCCAAUUGAACCUGUGGAAGAAGAAAAGGUGAGUGAAAAACCUGUUAAAGAAGAAGGAAAGCCAACAGAAGAGGAGAAAGGAACAGAAAGUCCCAUGGAAGAAGAAAAACGUGUCGAGGAGGAAGGAAAAUUGGGAGAGGAGGAGAAGCCGACUCAGGAACCUGUUGAAGAAGAAGAGAAACCUAUUGAGGAGGAGAAACCGACGGAAAAAUCUGUUGAGGAAGAAAAACCAACCGAAAAAUCUAUCGAAGAACAACCUACGGAAGAACAGAAACCAACUGAAGAGCCUAUAGAAGAAGAACAUCCUGUCGAAGAGCAAAAACCAAUGGAAGUAUCGACUGAAUUGCCUGCUGAAGAACAAAAACCGACGGAAGGUCCUCUUGAAGAAGAAAAAUCAACGGCGCCCGCGGAAAAAGAGGAACCUAGCGAGGAAGAAAAAUCUACUACUGAAGCGCCCGUGCAAGAAGAAGAAUCGAGUGAACAGCCUAAAAAAGAAGAAGAAGAAGAAGAAGAAGUGCAACAAAGUGAAGGACCUGUCGAAAAGGAAAAACCUGCUGAAGAAGCGAAGCCAACUGAACAGCCAAUAGAAGAGGAAGGACAAGGGGUAACUGAAAAGAUUGCCGAAGAAGAGAAACCAUCUGUCGAGCCUGUUGAACAGGAAAAGACAACUGUGGAACCUGUUGCGGAAGAAAAACCAAGCGAAAUCGCACCUUCUCAAGAGGCUGUGCCAGUUGAAAUUUCAACGGAAGGUGCUACGAUGGAAGAGAAACCCUCUGAAAGUGCCGAACCAGUAUCCACCGAAGUUCCUAUUGUAGAAGAAACUGUUAGCCCAUCUGCUCCUAAAGAGACGGCUGAAGCAUCGACAGAGCUUCCAAAAGAGAUCCCAGAGAAUUCCACGAUCGCUCCGAAAGAAGAAGCUUCGCCCACGGAAGAAACACAAACAGAAACUGCUGGUCCACCGCAGGAAAAAUUAACGGAAGCUCCUAUCGAUCAUGGCGAAGCUUCUACAGAACCUACUAAACAAAUUCCAGAACAGCCCGCCGAAGAAGGAAGCACUCGGCAACCAGAAUCACCGAUUGAAGCGACAACAGCGGCUGCUCCGAGCGAAGAAGCGAUCAAAGAAGAAGGCAAAAUACCCGUCGAAGAGGGUAUCGUGACCGAAGUAACGCCGACCGAAUCUGCGCCACCUUCCGAGGAAACCAGUCCAGCGGAAGAAGAGCAAAAAGUAUCUGUUCCUGAACCUGUUCAAACCGAAGCGCCAUCGAGGGAAGAGGGAACAACGCAGGUUUCUCGAGAAAAAGAAACCGAGGCUCCUCCAAUGUUGGAAGAAAAGAUUACAGAAGAAAAGACAACAUCUGCGCCUAAGAAGGGAGAAAUUCCAGAAACUACCCCGUACACGGAAACAUCGUCAAAAGUCGGGACCGAAGGAGUCGUCGAGCAAUCCACGUUGGCUGGAGGGAUACCCGAAGAAGAGGUGUCCACGCAGCCUCCUUAUAACAUACCACCAACGAUUCCAGGGGAGGGCAAUUGUCUCGUCGAAGGUCAAUCCUACAGCAACAACUCUGCUAUUCCUCCAUCGAAUCCUUGUCAACUCGGUUGCCGUUGCGUCAGCAGUAUUAUUCAGUGCGAUCUGGUUCAAUGUCCACCGCCCCCGAGCCACUUGUCCAACUGUAUGCCGCUUCACAUCGGUAAAGAUUCUUGCUGCCCGAUGUACGCUUGCGAUUCGACGCCGACCGCUGGCCUGGAGUCCGAUAAUCACAUGAUCGAGCAUGAAACGCCUAAGUACGAAGAGGAGGAGAGACAGAAGACCGUGCCACCUCUAGAGGCGGAACUCCCUAAGGAAGGAACAACGGAGGGUGUCGAAGUGAAAGAACAUUCGACCACUGUAGCGCCGAAAGUAAUACCCAGCGAGGAACAGACGACUGCUGCGCCUGGUUCGGUAGAGGAAGCGCAAACGACACCGAAAUCUGUCGACCAUACGCAAGCGACCACAGUGGAAGGUGCCAAAGAGGCCGAAGAGCAUACUCUUAGCCCGGUGCAGGUAGAGUCUUCUAGUCAAAUACCUUCGGAGGAAGCUUUGAAAGAAAGUUCAUCGGAAAUACCGAGCAGUUCGAUAAGCGCGGAAGAAGAGCAAACGACGGAGGUGCCAUCCCCCGAACAGCCAAUCGAGAAACAUGAAGAGCAACAGCCCUCGAGUCCGGCAGCAGGCGAGGAACAGACGACGCAACCGAUUCGAAAAGAAGAAGAAACGUCCGUUGGAAUUGAGAAGGAAAUUCCUACGACGGUGAAACCAACGGAUGAACAAUUAGCGGAAGAAGAAGAAAAAUCUGCGAAGGGUGAAGAACAGGCGACCGUCUCUCCCGCGAUCUCGCAAGAAGGUACGAGCCAAAGAUCCGAAGUUCCAAGUUCUACCCUCGUACCAGAAGGCCAGGAAAGUGGCGAAACUCAGAGACCGUUGGAAGAAGGAACAACUUUGAGCGCGGAAUCGGUAACAACCCAACCCGAAGAAGAAAAGAAAGAACAACCUGAACAACCUGCAGAGGAUGAAUCACAGACUGUCCAACCUAGCGAAUCAGAAAAACCAUCUCCUUCAACCAUGGAACCGUCUACUCCAGAGCAAGAAGCUACUCCUGUGGAACAGGAAACCGUUAAACCCAUCGAGAGUGAAGCACCUGGAACGACAAAAAUGGAAAUCUCUACAGAAGUUCCGACGUCAGAGGAAGCAACUGAAUCUGGCGUGACGAAGGAAGGACCAAGCAAAACUGAAGCGCCUCAGGAGGAAGAAGAGGUCACGACACCAAGCGAGGCAGAAGAAGCUCCAAAGAAACCAGAGAUUCCUCCAACGGAGGCUGCACCCGCUGGAACUGAACAACCUUUAAUAAUACCUACUACUUUAGCAGGCGAACAAACCAAAGAAACAAUUGCACCUGAAGGCACGCUCAAGGUAACUACGGAAGCAGUGACUGUAGAGGAGCAGCAUACGGAGAUACCUGAACAACAAACGGUAUCCGUGGAACAAGUGGCAAGCUCGACCGAAUCUGCCGAGCCAAGCACCGAGAAAGAACCAUCGAUUCCUACCGAAACGAAGGAAACGACUGAAGAGCAGGGUAUCACCGAAAAACAGCAACCAACCGAAAGCAAGCCAGAAGAGGAACCAACUUCGUCCGAACCAGCUCCAUCAGCAGAGGAACAAACUCCGUCUGGAGAAGAGGAAGCUACACCUUCCUCCGUUUCGAAGGAAGCGAUUACGGAAGCUGUGCAUGAAGCCACCACGAUGAAAGCUGCUCCUGUAGAAGUGACUUUGCCUCAAGAACAAACGGAACAGCCUGGUGCUGCUAUCGAGAAAGAGACGGUGGCACCUGUUACCGAAGAAACAGUUACGGAGAAGGUUAAGGAAGAAACGGUUGAACCAGAAGAACGCGUGACGACUGAAAAAGCAGUUUCCGUCGAAGGCGAAGAAGCGCCUGAAACUACAGCGCCGGUUGAAGUUGCGGGACAGGUGACGGAGAAAGUGGAACAAGCGACAGAAUCUGCAGUACCAAUGGAGAAGGAAGCAACGAUCGCUCCUGAACAGACGCAGAAACCAGAGGAAGGAACGCAGAAAUCGGUCGUGGAAGGUGAGGGAGUUACAGCUAAGAUCGAAGAGCAAUCUAGCGAGACAUCUUCUCCGAUGGAUUAUACUCCAAGCCCAAUUUCGCCAGAAGAGAAGGAGGAGAAGAAACCUGAAGUAGUAACGGAAGGAAUGCCGGAAGAGAAAGCGACAACUGUGCCAAGCGAAGUGACUCCGCCUCAAGAGGAACAACAAGCUUCCGUGACUGAAAGGAAACCGGAAGAGGGUGUUCCAGAAGCGACCGAAGCGCCAUCGAUGGAAGAAGCGACUGGAGGACCGGUGGAAGAAGAAAAGGGCGAAGAACAAACGACUCCAGCACUGGAAACAGAAAAAGCGACUGUUUCACCCAAGACACCCUUCGAGGCUGCUCCAACCGAAGUGCCAGAGAAGAUGGUUCCCGAAGAAGUACCGUCCGAGACGCCGGAACAAGCGCUUUCCACCGAACAACCUGUGCAACUUACGGAAGCUCCUGAGAAGAUGGCGCCUUCCACGGAAGCUCCUGAGAAGAUGGCGACUUCCACGGAAGCUCCUGAGAAGAUGGCGCCUUCCACGGAAGCUCCUGAGAAGAUAGCGCCUUCCACGGAAGCUCCAGAACAAGAAAUUUCUUCCGAGGCUCCGUCAGAGAAAACUGCAACACCAGAGGCGCCGGAAUAUUCGACCGAACUACCUGAAAAAGCAAUUCCUGAAGAAGUUCCUGAGAAGGAAGUUCCGACUGAAGCGCAAGAAGAAGCAAUUACUACGGAAAAAUCAUCGGAAGUUCCUAGCGAAGUAUUGACAAAAACUCAACCUACUGAAGCGGCAGAAGACCAAGUUACAGAAGUGCCGGGGCAAAUUAUUCCGGAAGAGGAGAAACCUAGCGAGGUAACAGAGAAGAUUGUUCCCGAGGAAGAGAAGCCAGUUACGACGACAGAAAAAGUUCUUCACGAGGAAGAAGAAAAGCCUGUCGAAGUGACGGAGAGAAUUGUUCCCGAAGAAGAAAAACCAGUUCAGACAACGGAAAAGAUUAUUCCCGAGGAGGAAAAGCCUGCCGAAGUGACCGAGAAGCUUGUUCCCGAAGAGGAAAAGCCAGCCGAGACGACAGAAAAGGAGCUUCCUUCUGAAGAGGAAAAGCCUGCGGAGACAACGGAAAAGAUUCUUUCUUCUGAAGAAGAAAAACCUGUCGAAGUGACGGAAGAACAAAAGCCAGCAGUCGAAGGAGAACAACAAACAGUUGAGCCCGAAGAAGAAAAAGAAGAAGAAGUUUCUCAAACUACGGAAGAUCUUUCUCUCAAGGAGCAAUUGCCCGAACAAGCCGCGACCCAAGCUCCUCAAGAAGCGACCAAGCUUCCAACCACUGAGGAAGAAGAGUUGGCGCGACCAACUACGGCAGCGGUCGAAGUUGAAGCGACGUCUCCUCAGGAAGAGCAGCCGAGUCCGAUAACCGAAUCGACGGAAACUACAAUCGCGCCCGAGGUGCACGAAGAUACGACUAAGGAAGCGGAACCUUCGGAGGAGGCACAACUCGGCGUAACGAAAGCGCAACCUGCCAUGCCAGAAGCUCAACCUUCCGUCGAGCCUGCAGUCGAAACCUCUACGGAACACGAAGAAGAGGUGGCACAAGCAGAAACCGAAAAGGCUCCCGAAGAGCAUCCAGCGGUCCAAGUAUCUACGGAACAGCCUGAAGAAAAGAGUACCGUGGAACCAGCGACGAUUCCGGAAGAGCCCAAAGAGGAAGAGGCGUCCCCAAAACCUGAAGAAGAUCAACAAUCGACCGAGGCAUCCGUCGAAGCGCCCACGACGAAGGCUCCAACGCUUCCAACGGAGCCAUCUCUCGCCGAAUCGAGCGAAGAGGAACAGGAGGGAGAAGUGGAGGAACCUGGAUUGCCAGAAACUUCCGGCUCGACGACCGAGAAAGAAGAAUCGGCCGAAGGGUUGGAUCAUCACCUUCCAUCGAUGAACCAAACGUUCGAGACGACUGAACGACCCGUCCAACCCACCACCCUUCGCCAACCAACGAGUACAUUAGCCCCUCAGAUACCCGAGUACUCCGACCAGGUAUCCGGAGAGGAGAAUCCGCACUUCCCGACGCACGGUGGAAGUUAUCUGUCGAACGAAGACUACGACGAGGAUGACCAGGCGAUUUACGGACCGGGCACUUGCCGAUACGGGGGCAAAGUCUACGUCUCGGCUCAACAGAUACCAAGGGACGAUCCUUGCGACUUCUGCUUCUGCUUCAGAAGCGACAUCAUCUGUCUUCAACAGAGCUGCCCACCGCCGAUCCCAGGCUGCCACGAGGAACCGAUCAACGGUUUCUGCUGUCCGAGAUACGAGUGCCCUGUGUCGAUGGCCACGUCGCUCAACAUCACCACGACAACGACCACCACCACGACCACGUUACCGCCUCAUUUCCAUGCCCAUGCAUACAAAGGAGCAGCGAAACGAAGCGGAUGCCAGAUUCGCGGCCAAGCGUAUCGCGUUGGAGAAGUCAUUAGGUCCGCGUCCGGACCUUGCCUUCAGUGCACUUGCGGUGGUGAUGGGAACAUGAAAUGUGAUCCACGAGUGUGCAGCCCGGAACCGAUGUUGAGGCAAAUGAUAGCGGCAGCCACGGCGAGAAGGAGGAGAUGAGCCGUCCAACGAGAUCCCGGGGAUCCUUUGGACGAACACAAACAAGGGAAAAAGGAAGUCUAGA
This is a messenger RNA of Apis mellifera (honey bee), 10736 nucleotides long. Its product is annotated as titin. The record is from RefSeq and is a predicted model, not a curated record. Bases 617 to 10672 code for a protein of 3351 amino acids. The transcript has 7 exons. Gene Ontology annotation, molecular function: protein binding. Lineage: Eukaryota; Metazoa; Arthropoda; Insecta; Hymenoptera; Apidae.